Messenger RNA from Leptidea sinapis, 1697 nucleotides. RefSeq lists its product as uncharacterized. The record is from RefSeq and is a predicted model, not a curated record. The coding region runs from base 118 to 1647 and encodes 509 amino acids. The transcript is spliced from 8 exons. Gene Ontology annotation, molecular function: protein binding. Lineage: Eukaryota; Metazoa; Arthropoda; Insecta; Lepidoptera; Pieridae.
UUAUUUAUAUCUCAGUAAGAAUACAGUCUCUCGCACGUGUCUGAACUGUAUUAUACUAUCGUGUUAGAAUUUAUAAUUUCAUCUAACCUUUUAUAUAUCUUUAUCAAAUGAAAUAAAAUGGAAACAAAGUACGAAGUGAAACAUUCUGAAGUAUUGGGGAGAUAUCUUGUUGCAGCAAAGAAUCUGAGAGCAGGCGAAGUUAUUUUAUCCGAUCGUCCAUUCGUUCUGGGGCCAAGUAGCGAUUCUUCUUUUGUUUGCUUCAACUGUUACCGUCCGUUGAUCAAUAAAUUUUUCGUCUGCAAGAAAUGUGCAGUCGCUCCGAUUUGCCCAGGGGAUGGAUGUCCAGACGAGCUAACCAAAUGGCAUGUUCAAACAGAAUGCGACUACUUAAGAGAAGUCAAAUUAAACAAAGGAUUAAAUCCAAUACAGAUGGUCCCAAAUGUGGGGUCACUGUUGCCGUUUCGGGCAAUGUUACGAAGAGAUAAAACUGUUAAGGAAUGGGAACAGUUUAUGAUGCUCGAAACACAUUUAGACAAGAAAAGAGACAGUAGCAUGUUGGAUUAUUAUGAGAAUACCGUUAAGUUUAUCGAUUUAAUAGGCCUCAUCAAAAAUGAAUCGGAUUCAGAAUUAGUGCGAAAAAUCUGCGCAGCAAUUGACGUGAACAGUUUCGAAGUGAGAGGACCACCGAUACCUGGUAUUGGAUGUGCUGAAGUGCUUCGAGGGGUUUACUUACAAGCAGCCCUACUGGCCCAUGACUGCACGCCUAAUACACAAAUUGCAAUUAACGAUAAUAAUGUUCUAGUCUGUAAUGCGACUACGGACAUCAAGAAGGGUGAUGUUAUUUAUUACAAUUACACAGAUCCAUUGAAGGGAACCGCAAUAAGACAGCAACACUUAUCAAUCGGGAAAUAUUUUCAAUGCACAUGUAAAAGAUGUUGUGAUGUAACGGAACUUGGCAGCUUCAUCAGCUCAGCACUGUGCCCAGCAUGCAAGACUGGAUAUGCUUCUAAAAGUGGUGACGUUUGGGAAUGUCAUAGCUGUAAGAAUAAAGUUGACGAUUCAGUGUUGGGAUAUAAAGUACAAUGCUGUUCGGAUAAAUUAGCAUCAAUAAACAAGAAAGACGAAAAAGAAUUGGAAGAGUACAUUAGGAAUGUUUCUCUUGUAUUAGCCCCGAGUCAUUAUUUGUUAUUAGAUGCUAAACAACGUCUUGCUGGGGUUCUCAGGGAUGCGAUUCAUAGAGAACCCAAACCAACGAAGAAAAUGAUGCGCCGUAAAUUGGAACUAUGUCGCGAGUUAUUGGCCGUGCUAGAAAUAUUGUGUACAGGAAUGAACAGAACUAAAGCUAUUACAAUGUACGAACUGCAUGCAAGCAUCCAGCAACUCGGAAAAAAACUAUUUGAUGCUCGUGAAAUUAAUGCGCAGAAGUAUUGUGAUGAACUGAUAGAGUCCGAAAAGCACCUCAAAAGAUCUAUUGAAAUGCUUUUGAUUGAACCGGGUAACUCACCGGAGGGCGAACUUUGCUCAAGAGCAUUAGAAGAAUACCGCAUACUAAAAGAUACACGGUCCAAAUUACUUGAGAACAUAAAUGAAGAAGGAAAAGUUUAUAUUACCGAAGUUGAUGAUGAAUCCUUAAAUGAUGUUGAUUAGUGCUUGGGUACCUAUCUGCCUAUAUGUAUAAUAAAUGUCACUAAACCUGU